UCUCAGCCAUUUUAGCUGUGCAUGGGAAGAAAAAAAAAUUUUUUUAAGAAAAAAAAAAAAAAGAGAAAUGAAAUAAGUCCCCACUGAGUCAAUCCCUGAUGGAUGCUGCCACCUGAGGGAGGUUAAGUCACCUGCUUCUUCUCUAGAGAUGAAGCCAUCGACCCGCUUAUUCCUUGGUCAAAAAGCAGCAGAGAUGUGCCUGCCUCUUGGUGCCACAAGCUACGAAGGGAGAGAGGAAACAUGGCUGGGGAAAGGGCUGGUUCCUGAAAGCCCAAGGAGCCUUCUUGUCCACCCCUCAGAACAGGUGUCAGGCAUAGCCUCACCUGAGCCUCCCUUCUUAACUUCCGGGGUGCUCUGUGAGAGCAGGAGUGGGGGCCAAAUGAAAACCCCAAGAAAGUACUGCUUGUGUGCCUGAGCUGAGCAGCCCCUCCUCAGGACUGAGGAAGGACUGAGAGGUCCCUAGAGAGCCAAGGGGAGGGGACUACGCUGUGAGUUGAGAGGCUGAGGUCAGACCCCCACCCUCUUGUCUCAGCAGAUGACAAAGACAGCGUUCCUUCCAGCUCCCGCCAUCCUGUCAGAGCUGUCUUUCUGGGGAACCAUCUCUCCCAGCCCCCCAGCUUUCUGAAGGUAACCACCAGGCUUCUGUCCCUGCAGGACCUCCACGUCCAGAUGGCUGAGUAGCGUUCUCUAUUGGUCCCCUCCUCUCUGGCCCAGGGGCAGUCAAGGGCAGAGAUGGAGAAGUGGGCAGGCAGGCCCAGUCUGUGUGUGCUGCUGCUUCUGUCCCUUCCCCAGCUCUGCUUGGAUCAGGAGGUGUUGUCUGGAUAUUCUCUUCAGACACCCCCAGAGGAGGGCCAGGUCCCUGAGGGUGCCUGGGGACACUGGGACCAGUGGGCCUCUUGCUCCCAGCCCUGUGGGGUGGGGGUGCAGCGCAGAAGCCGGACAUGUCAACUUCGCCCGGACUUGUCCCCCCUGCUCCGACCCCCAAGACAUCCAGAAGCCCUCCGCUCAGGGGGUCAGGGCCCCAGGCCCCAGACUUCCCGAGAAGCCCAUCCCCUGUACAGGCCACAGCCUCAGGGAAGGGGUGGGCCACUUCAGGGUCCUGCUUCCCAGCCAAGGAGAGAGGAGCCCCAGGAGACUCAAGGAACCCGGAGGUCCCGGGUUCGAGACCCCAUCAAGCCAGGAAUGUUUGGUUAUGGGAGAGUGCCCUUUGCCUUGCCGCUGCAUCGGAGUCGCAGGCAUCCCCGAAGGCUGCCUGGGUCUGAGCUCCCCAAGACCUCUUCUGGUGGGGAACGGACCCUUCCAUCCCAGACUCCAAGAGCAGAGAUAUUCUCUGCAAACCAUGGCCCCCAAACUCAGCUCCUUCCUACAGAACUGUCUGUCCAUCCCCCAUCCCUCCCAGCAGAGCCCCCACAACCUGAAACUGCUCAGACAGGGGUGUCCCACAGAUCCAGUCCUGCCCCCACACAGCCCCAGCCCAGAGCCCAGGCCUCUGGCAGGAGGCCCAGUUCACCCACCUCUUCACCAGGAGAAAGUGGCUCCUUCCAUGAGUCCCCUCAGCCAAGAAUGCCAACUUCCUGGGGUAGAGCCAGUCCCCAGGUAGCAGGGAGACGCCCAGAGCCUUUUCCUUCUGUCUCUUGGAGCCACAGCCGAGGCCAGCAGAGCCAAGGGCUCUGGAGACCUGGGGGCCAUCCUCACAGGUCUGUUGUGGAGCCUGCCCCUCACCACCCAGAAGGCUGGUUGCCUCUGCUGAGUUCCGGUCCCCACUCCAGCUCCCUCUGGAGCCUCUUUGCUCCCAGUAGCCUUGUCCCAAAAUGCUCUGGGGAGAGUGAGCAGCUGAGAGCCUGCAGCCAAGGGCCCUGCCCCCCUGAGCAGCCAGACCCCCGGGCCCUGCAGUGUGCAGCUUUUAACUCCCAGGAAUUCAUGGGCCAGCUGUACCAGUGGGAGCCCUUCACUGAAGUUCAGGGGUCCCAACGCUGUGAACUGAACUGCCGCCCCCAUGGCUUCCGCUUCUAUGUCCGUCACACCGAAAAGGUCCAGGAUGGAACCCUGUGCCAGCCCGGAGCCCCCGACAUUUGUGUGGCUGGACGCUGUCUGCGCCCUGGCUGUGAUGGAAUCCUUGGCUCUGGCAGGCGACCAGAUGGCUGUGGAGUUUGUGGAGGUGAUGAUUCUACCUGUCGCCUCAUUUCUGGGAACCUCACGGACCGAGGGGGUCCCUUGGGCUAUCAGAAGAUCCUGUGGAUUCCAGCUGGAGCCCUCCGGCUCCAGAUUGCUCAACUCCGGCCCAGCUCCAAUUACCUUGCACUUCGAGGCCCUGGGGGCCGCUCCAUCAUCAAUGGGAACUGGGCCGUGGAUCCCCCGGGGUCCUACACCGCUGGUGGGACGGUCUUUCAGUACAACCGUCCUCCUCGGGAGGAAGGCAAGGGGGAGAGUUUGUCAGCUGAAGGCCCCACCACCCACCCUGUGGAUGUCUAUAUGAUCUUUCAGGAGGACAACCCAGGUGUUUCUUAUCAGUAUGUCAUCUCUUCACCUCCUCUGGUCCUCACUACAGUUCCCCCUGUCUCCCAACUUCAGCCUGAGAUGCUGAGGGGGGAGCCUCCACCGCCUCCAGUGCCCCGCCCAGCCCGGACCCCAGGCACCCUCCAACGUCAGGUGCGGAUUCCCCAGAUGCCUGCCCCAUCCCCUAUCAGGACAGCCCCAGAGUCUCCAGCUGGAUACUGGAAACAAGUGGGGCACUCCGAGUGCUCAGCGUCCUGUGGGAAAGGUGUUUGGCGCCCUGUGUUCCUCUGCGUUUCCCGUGAGUCAGGAGAGGAACUGGACGAACACAGCUGUGCUGUGGGUGCCAGACCCCCAGCCUCCCCUGAACCCUGCCACGGCCCUCCGUGCCCCCCAUACUGGGACGCAGGUGAGUGGACAUCCUGCAGCCGCUCCUGUGGCCCCGGCACCCAGCACCGCCAGCUGCACUGUCGGCAGGAGUUUGGAGGGGGUGGCUCAUCCGUGCCUCCUGAGCGCUGUGGACAUCUCCCCCGGCCCAACGUCACCCAGCUUUGCCAGUUGCGCCUCUGUGGCCAUUGGGAGGUCACCUCUCCCUGGAGCCAGUGCUCUGUGCGGUGCGGUCGAGGCCAGAGGAGCCGGCAGGUCCGCUGUGUUGGAAACAGCGGUGAUGAAGUGAGCAAGCAGGAGUGUGCUUCCGGCCCCCCCCAGCCCCCCAGCAGAGAGGCCUGUGACAUGGGGCCCUGUACCACAGCCUGGUUCCACAGCGACUGGAGCUCCAAGUGCUCAGCCGAGUGUGGGACAGGCAUCCAGCGUCGUUCUGUGGUCUGCCUCGGGAGUGGGGAAAGCCUCAGGGAGGGCCAGGGGGAAGCAGGAGCAGGAACCAGUGAGCAGAGCUGUCCUCCAGGAAGCCGCCCCCCUGACAUGCGAGCCUGCAGCCUGGGUCCCUGCGAGAGGACAUGGCGCUGGUACACGGGGCCCUGGGGUGAGUGCUCCUCAGAAUGUGGCUGGGGUACGCAGCGUAGAGAUGUCAUCUGCGUGUCCAAACUGGGGGCCGAGUUCAAUGUCACUUCUCCUAGCAACUGUUCCCACCUGCCCAGGCCCCCUGCCCUGCAACCAUGUCAGGGCCAGGCCUGCCAGGACCGGUGGUUUUCCACGCCCUGGAGUCCGUGUUCCCACUCCUGCCAGGGAGGCACGCAGACCAGGGAGGUCCAGUGCCUGAGUGCCAACCAGACUCUCAGCGCCCGAUGUCCUCCUCACCUAAGACCUGCCAGGAAACGACCUUGUAAUAGCCAACCCUGCGGCCAGCGCCCUGAUGAUCAAUGCAAGGACAGCUCUCCACAUUGCCCCCUGGUGGUGCAGGCCCGGCUCUGCGUCUAUCCGUACUACACAGCCACCUGCUGCCGUUCUUGCGCCCAUGUCCUGAAGCCGUCCCCAGAGGAGCCUGCUUGAGCUGGGUCAAGGAGACCCUCUCCUGGUUUUCUCAUGCCAGCAUUGGUCACCCAUCUAUCAGCCCGCUCUGUAUCCUGGCUCUCCAGCCUGUCCCAGUCUCACCAGGGAUGUCCUCCAGGGUGACUGAGGGUGGCAAGGUGACUGACUGACAGUGACGACAUGUCAAGACGUGUGGUUGUCUGUAUUGUGGUGUGAUAGUGUGCAUACACAUACACUGUGUGUGGUGUGUGCCCUCAUAUAUGUGUAUCACUUCCCAGAAAGCAGUUCUGCAGACAGAAGGACCGGGGAGGGGGCUGUACUUGUUUAUCUGAGGCUUUUCCAAGCUGAGAGGAGAGCAAGGUUGCAGUUCUAUACUAACCUGAGCUACUUAGAGUAUGGUCUCCUCAUCAAUUCCAGCUUUGUGCCAUCAGGUCUCACAUCUUCUAAGCCACCUUUGUCGCUGAUCUUUGUCUACCCUUACCUAGUCUCUCGAUCCCUCUCUCCCUAUAGCUAGGAAUUACCUUACCCUUGAAAGAAGUACUGCCUCCCCAAAGCAGGGACCAUCCGGGUAGAGGGUACAGAAGAGAAAUGUGGGCAUAAGACACCCUUGCCCCUGCCCCCACGUCACACCUCCUAAAGUGGUUCCCACCCCAGAACUAAUUUAUUUUUUAUUAAAGAUGAUUGUGACAAAUGAGAAACAUG
Molecule: messenger RNA, 4623 nt
Organism: Castor canadensis (American beaver)
Lineage: Eukaryota; Metazoa; Chordata; Mammalia; Rodentia; Castoridae
Source: RefSeq, a predicted model, not a curated record